This is a messenger RNA of Chinchilla lanigera (long-tailed chinchilla), 4051 nucleotides long. RefSeq names its product transient receptor potential cation channel, subfamily M, member 4 (gene Trpm4). The transcript has 25 exons. Lineage: Eukaryota; Metazoa; Chordata; Mammalia; Rodentia; Chinchillidae. Gene Ontology annotation, cellular component: membrane. Bases 89 to 3712 code for a protein of 1207 amino acids. Gene Ontology annotation, biological process: calcium ion transmembrane transport. Gene Ontology annotation, molecular function: ligand-gated calcium channel activity; calcium-activated cation channel activity. The record is from RefSeq and is a predicted model, not a curated record.
GCAGUGGCGGAUCCGGUUUGGCUCAGGGCGGGGCUGGCGGGGCUGGCGGGGCUGCGAGGGUGAAUGUGGGGAGCCCGGCGGCGGCAGAAUGGUGGCCCCCGAGAAGGAGCAGAGCUGGAUCCCCAAGAUCUUCAGGAAGAAGAUCUGCACCACGUUCAUAGUCGACCUCUCGGACCCCGGAGGGACCCUGUGCCAGUGCGGGCGCCCCCGGAAAGCCCACCCCUCGGUGGCCGUGGAGGACGCGUUCGGGGCAGCGGUGGUGACCGUGUGGAGCAGUGAUGUGCACACCACGGAGAAGCCCACCGACGCCUACGGCGAGCUGGAGUUCCUGGGCGCCGGCCGCAGGCCCAGCAAUUUCCUCCGGCUGUCUGACCGCACGGAUCCAGCAACUAUUUAUAGCUUGGUCACCCGAACAUGGGGCUUUCGAGCCCCAAACCUGGUGGUGUCUGUCCUGGGGGGUUCGGCGGGCCCCGUCCUCCAGACCUGGCUGCAGGACCUGCUAAGACGUGGGCUAGUGCGGGCCGCCCAGAGCACAGGGGCCUGGAUUGUCACCGGGGGGCUGCACUCCGGCAUCGGCAGGCACGUGGGCGUGGCAGUGCGGGACCACCAGACGGCCAGCACCGGCGGCAGCAAGGUGGUGGCCAUGGGUGUGGCACCCUGGGGCGUGGUCCGGAACCGAGACACCCUCACCAACCCCAAGGGCUCCUUCCCUGCAAAGUACCGGUGGCGCGGCGACCCUGAGGAUGGGGUGGAGUUCCCCCUGGACUACAACUACUCCGCCUUCUUCCUGGUGGACGACGGCACCCACGGCCGUGCGGGUGGCGAGGACCGAUUCCGCCUGCGCUUCGAGUCCUACGUGGCGCAGCAGAAGACGGGCGUGGGCGGGACUGGAAUUGACAUCCCUGUCCUCCUCCUCCUGAUCGAUGGUGACGAGAGGAUGCUGAAGCGGAUAGAGGAUGCCACACAGGCCCAGCUCCCCUGCCUCCUGGUGGCUGGCUCUGGGGGUGCCGCCGACUGCCUGGCUGAGACCCUGGAAGACUCUCUGGCCCCAGGGAGUGGGGGCACCAGGAGAGGUGAAGCCCGAGACCGGAUCAGGCGUUUCUUCCCCAAAGGGGACCCCGAGGUCCUGCAGGCCCAGGUGGAGAGGAUCAUGACCCGGAAGGAGUUGCUGACCGUCUAUGCGUCGGAGGAUGGCUCCGAGGAGUUCGAGACCAUUGUUUUGAAGGCCCUCGUGAAGGCCUGUGGGAGCUCCGAGGCCUCGGCCUACCUGGACGAGCUGCGUCUGGCUGUGGCUUGGAACCGCGUGGACAUCGCCCAGAGUGAACUCUUCCGAGGGGACAUCCAGUGGCGGUCCUUUCACCUGGAGGCGUCGCUCAUGGACGCCCUGCUGAAUGACCGGCCCGAGUUCGUGCGCCUGCUCAUCUCCCACGGCCUCAGCCUGGGCCACUUCCUCACGCCCGUGCGCCUGGCCCAGCUCUACGGCGCGGCGCCCGCGCACUCGCUCAUCCGCGCGCUGCUGGACCAGGCGGCCCACGGGGCGGCCACCAAAGCCCCGGGGCACAAAGGGGGCGCUGAGGAGCCCCGGCCGCCUCAGGUGGGACAAGUACUGAGAACGCUGCUGGGGGAGACGUGCGCGCCGAAGUACCCCGCCGUGAACGCCCGGGACCCGCACACCGGCAAGGGCUGCAGAGAGAGCGUGUGUCUACUCUCGGAUUGGGCCGCCUCGGAACCAGCGCUGGAAGCCAGCUUUGGGCAGGCGCCCUGGAGCGAUCUCUUCCUCUGGGCACUGCUGCUCAACAGAGCCCAGAUGGCCAUGUACUUCUGGGAGAUGGGCUCCAACGCUGUGUCCUCUGCUCUCGGGGCCUGCCUACUGCUCCGAGUGAUGGCCCGCCAGGAAACCGAGACUGAGGAGGCGGCCCGGCGGAAGGAGCUGGCGAGCAAGUUUGAGAGCAUGGGUGUUGACCUCUUUGGGGAGUGCUACCGCAGCAGCGAGACAAGGGCAUCCCGCCUGCUUCUCCGUCGCUGUCCCCUCUGGGGCGACGCCACCUGCCUCCAGCUUGCCAUGCAGGCUGACGCUCGUGCCUUCCUUGCCCAGGAUGGGGUCCAGUCUGUGCUGACGCAGAAGUGGUGGGGGGAGAUGGACAGCACCACCCCCACCUGGGCCCUGGUUCUCACCUUCUUCUGCCCCCCACUGAUCUACACCAACCUCAUCGCCUUCAGGAAACUGGAAGAGGAGGCAACACAGAGGAGCCCUGGCGUUGACAUGGACGGGGGCAUUAAUGGAGAGGGUCCCAUUGGACCCAAGGACCCUCUGGAGAAGGUGCAGCCGCCGGGCCGCGGGGGGCGCUGCUCGGGGCGCCGCUGCCUGCGCCGCUGGUCGCGCUUCUGGGGGUCGCCGGUGACCGCCUUCCUGGGCAACGUGGUCAGCUACCUGCUCUUCCUGCUGCUCUUCGCGCGCGUGCUGCUGAUCGACUUCCAGCCUGGGCCGCCGUGCGCCUGGGAGCUGCUGCUGUACUUCUGGGCCUUCACGCUGCUCUGCGAGGAGCUGCGCCAGGGCCUGGGCGGCGGCUGGGGCAGCCUGGCCAGCGGGGGCCCCCGGCCCGGGCACAUCCCGCUGCGCCGCCGCCUGCAGCUCUAUCUGGCCGACGCCUGGAACCAGUGCGACCUGCUGGCCCUCACCUGCUUCCUGCUGGGCGUGGGCUGCCGGCUGACCGUGGGUCUGUAUCACCUGGGCCGCACGGUGCUGUGUCUCGACUUCAUGAUCUUCACGCUGCGGCUGCUACACAUCUUCACUGUGAACAAGCAGCUGGGACCCAAGAUUGUCAUCGUGAGCAAGAUGAUGAAAGAUGUCUUCUUCUUCCUCUUCUUCCUCUGCGUCUGGCUGGUCGCCUACGGCGUGGCCACUGAGGGGCUGCUAAGGCCCCAAGACCGUGAUCUCCCCAGUAUCCUGCGUCGGGUCUUCUACCGGCCCUACCUGCAGAUCUUUGGGCAGAUCCCCCAGGAGGACAUGGAUGUGGCCCUCAUGACGCCCAUGAACUGCUCCUCCGAGGAGGGCGCCUGGGCUCAGCCUCCCGGGCGCCUGGCGGGCUCCUGCGUCUCCCUGUAUGCCAACUGGCUAGUGGUGCUGCUCCUCGUCAUCUUUCUGCUCGUGGCCAACAUCCUGCUGCUCAAUUUGCUCAUCGCCAUGUUCAGCUACACCUUUGGCAAAGUACAGGGCAACAGUGACCUCUAUUGGAAGGCACAACGCUAUAGCCUCAUCCGGGAAUUCCACUCUCGGCCUGCACUGGCCCCGCCCCUCAUCGUCAUCUCCCACGUGCGACUCCUCAUGAGGCGCCUGUGUAGGAGCCGCCGCCGACGGUCCAGCACACCUGCCUCUCCGGCCAUGGAGCACUUUCGUGUCCACCUCUCCAAGGAGGCCGAGCGGACGCUGCUGACUUGGGAGUCGGUGCAGAAGGAGAGCUUCCUGCUGGCCCGCACGCGGAACAAGCGGGACAGCGACUCUGAGCGGCUGAAGCGCACCUCUCAGAAGGUGGACUUGGCGCUGAAGCAGCUGGGACAGAUCCGGGAGUAUGAUCAACGUCUGAAAGGGCUGGAGCGGGAGGUCCAGCACUGUGGCCGCGUCCUGGACUGGGUGGCCGAGGCCCUGAGCCGCUCCACUGUGCUGCCACCGGGCGGGCCACCGCCCCCUGCACGGCCCAGCUCGAAAGACUGAGCGCUGCUGGCCUUCACGGAGUGGCCCCCAGGGUCCUGCUCCUGGACCAAGGCCCAGGCGGCCCCACCUGUGUGCCCGACGGCCUUGUCCCUGAGCUGGGCCAGGUUCAGGGACCACGGUGGGGACACCCUGGGGAGUGUCGCCCAUGCGAGCACGCAGGCGCGGCUCCUCCCAGCACCAGCCCCGCCGUGGGAGGAUCAGGGUGUGCGGCGCAGGCUGCCGACCCCCGGAGGGACCUGCCCCAGUGGGGGCCACAGGGGGGUCCUUGGGGCAACGGGGACCACUGACCCUAUUCCAAGCUUCCCCACACUGGGGAAAUAAAGCCUGUGAGAUCAGUAG